AUGAACACUAUACAAGGAGCCUAUGAUGGGCUACAGCCAAAAACACUGGUCUUGGCCGCGAUAUACAUUUUGAUAUGUGUUAUCAUUUUUACGCGCAUCCUCACCGGACUUCAAAGCUAUAAGAAGACAGACACAGCACAGCCGCGUCGGCCUAGGACAGCGCCGUAUUGGAUACCAUGGUUUGGCCAUAGUCUUUCGUUCGCUCGGAAUCACAUAGAGUUUCUAGAGAAUACCAGGCAUCGACUGAACGAGACUGUAUUUGCCAUCGUGAUGAGCGGGGCAAAGCACAACGUUGUCAUGUCCCCAUCGAUGAUCAAGUCCGUCUUGACAUUUAGAGGAGUAACAACGGCCCCGCUAGUUCAACAUGUUUCAAGGAAUAUUCUCGGUGACCGGGGUGUCUUUCAGAAGCUAAACCCCUCUGACCGUCAUGUGUUUGUCCAUAACGUUCCAAACCAAUUCAUGCAUGAGCCGUCACUAUCUCAGACAUCAGGGGCUGCCGCCCGAUUCAUCGAACGUGAAACUCCUAAUUUGGUGACUUUCUCCGCAGCUCCUAUUGACCAGAUGCUCUGGGAGCGGCCGGGUGAUGUCACAGUUAUCGAGGGAAAGGGCCAGCAAGUCUGCGAGGUAGAUUUCUUCGCCCUCAUUAGAUAUUUUGUUGGGACCGUGACGACAACUUCUCUAUUCGGCCAAGCGAUUUUGGACACUUUUCCAACAUUGCUUCAAGAUGUCUGGAGUGUUGAUGACCAGUUCGCUACCUUGUCCAUGGGACCGCCUCGCUAUUUAACUCCAGGAAUUUCUGCAGCGUAUAUGGCCCGUGAUCGACUAUUGGAUGCUCUUGCAAUAUUUCACCAAGCUUUGCUACUCUGGGAUGAAGGGAAAGACCUUGGGAUGGAAUUCCGCGACCUUCGUGAUCUGGAAGACGUCUCGGAGCCGAUCAAGAACCGCGCGCGCAUGGCGAAGGACAUGGGACUGACGCCACAAGAGAGUGCUCCUGCGCAUCUAGCAUUGCUCUGGGCUAUGAAUGGGAACUCGCCUAACAUCGUAUUCUACCAUCUCCUUCAUCUCUACGCUAACCCGACGCUCCUGGAGGAUCUUCGAAAGGAGAUCGCCCCGUUUGUCAAAGUCUCGAGGCCGACUCGAGAGGAAACCGGGUUUCCGAUACUGGAGGCACCUAGACUUUCUAUUGACAUCGAUAAACUGUGUGAUUCUUGUGAACUUCUGAAAGCGAGUUUCUACGAGACUCUACGCUUGGACUCUGCAGGGUUGUCCUUUCGGCAGUUGACCGCAGAUCUGACUAUCACGGAGAGUGAGGAAGAGGCCUCAAAGGCAGGCCGGUUAACGCCGGAGUCUUAUUCCCUUAAAAAUGGCGAGCUAGUGAUCAUACCCCAUGGCGUCAUCCACAACGAUCCGACACACUUCUCCAAUCCCGAUCAAUUCGACCCUCUCAGAUUUAUAAGAACUGACCCACAAUCCGGCCAGAAGUACGCAAAGUCUGAGACCAUGACUCCAUUCGGGGGCGGCAUGCCUGCCUGCAAAGGACGUGCUUUCGCGGAGAAAAAAAUUCUCGCUCUUUCCGCAGCGAUUAUAUCCUUGUGGCAGAUUACGCCCGCAGAGGGAAAGAAAUUCAAGAUUCCAGAGCACAGAAUCUCGAGUGCUGCAUUUUUGCCGAAGAAUGAUAUAAGGGUGCGGAUGUCACCGCGAUACCCUUCGUGAUGUACAUAGUUUGGUUAUCGACUAGAAGGUUUGUAUAGAAAGGCAAUGAUAUAUGAUGAGUUGUGCAAAUAUGCGGGGAAAUCUUUUGUUUUAGCACUAGCAGGAUAUGCCAGCGAAUUGACGAUGUGCCGACA
Molecule: messenger RNA, 1847 nt
Organism: Aspergillus nidulans FGSC A4
Lineage: Eukaryota; Fungi; Ascomycota; Eurotiomycetes; Eurotiales; Aspergillaceae
Product: cytochrome P450
Exons: 2
Coding region: 1-1713 (570 amino acids)
Cellular component (GO): endoplasmic reticulum membrane
Molecular function (GO): heme binding; iron ion binding; monooxygenase activity
Source: RefSeq, a predicted model, not a curated record